Vigna umbellata (rice bean) is the source of this 948-nucleotide messenger RNA. The record is from RefSeq and is a predicted model, not a curated record. NCBI's taxonomy places the organism in Eukaryota, Viridiplantae, Streptophyta, Magnoliopsida, Fabales, Fabaceae.
AUGAGGGCUGUUUUGACGGACGCCCAAAAUCCCAUCACAUGGGAAGUGUUCAGGAGCAAAUUUUAUGAAGAAUACUUCCCGGAUAGCGUCUGUUUUGCAAAAGAGGUGGAAUUCCUUCAACUGAUACAAGGUGGAAUGUCUGUCUCGGAGCAUACUAAUAAGUUCAAACACCUUGUCCGUUUUAAUACGAUGGCCACCAGUGAGGAGUGGCAGUGCAGGAAAUUUGAGAACGGGCUAAGAAGUGACCUGAAGGUACUGAUUUCCAGUUUAUGUAUCCGAUCGUUUCCUGCCAUGGUGGAGAGAGCCAAAGUAUUAGAGAAGAAUAUGGCAGAAGUAGAACGACAGAAGAAGCAACAACAGGUGGUUAGGGGACCGACCGUGACCAGGAAUAAUGUUAAUCUGAGAAGGACACCUUACACACGUCCAAAUCAACCAUCAAAUGCAAGUGGGUCUCAAGCACUGGUUCCUGUUGGACAAGUUGGGCAAGGAAACGUGACUUGUUUCCAAUGUGGAGGACCACACUAUCGUUCGUCCUGUCCUCAACUGAUGGGAGGAAAAUUUUGCGUUCGUUGUAGAAGAAAUGGGCACUUGGAGAAUGAGUGCAACAUGGGUGGACGCGCUGUGAUGAGACCCCCGAACGCUGGGAGAAAUCAACCAAGAGGAGGUGGACGAGCCCAAGCUGUUGGGCGUGUAUAUGCUCUGACUGGUGCGGAGGCAGAAAGCUCAGGUAAUCUCAUAUUCGGUGAUUGCUUGCUGUUUGGUAAACAUUGCUAUGUGUUGUAUGAUUCGGGGGCGACCCACUCCUUCAUCUCGAAGGCGUGUGUUGAAAAACUGGACUUAGAAGUGAGAGAGAUGCAGUUCGACCUGGUGGUGUCAACCCCAGCGGCUGGCGAGGUUAGGACGUCCACUAUGUGCGUCAGAUUGUCCCAUAGAAGUGGAAGGGCGUAA